Molecule: messenger RNA, 1770 nt
Organism: Syzygium oleosum
Lineage: Eukaryota; Viridiplantae; Streptophyta; Magnoliopsida; Myrtales; Myrtaceae
Exons: 10
Coding region: 1-1770 (589 amino acids)
Source: RefSeq, a predicted model, not a curated record
AUGAACAAAGAACACGUCGGCAAACAAGACAAUCCUAGAGAACUUGCUGACGAUGACGUUGAUGCUGGCGAUAACGGUAAUGCUAGUGAUUACGACGAUUACAAUACCAAAGAUGGCGAUGGCGAUUCCGGCAAUGAAAAUAAAGAGGAGGGUGAUAGUGAGCUCAUCGGUGUUUCAUCUGUGGAAGAGGAGAAAGCUGAUGGUGAAGUUGAUGCUGAGGAGGAGGAAGCUGAUGUUGUGGUGGAGGAGAAAGUUGAUGGUCAAGUUGAUGCUGAGGAGAAGGAAGCCGAUGCUGAAGUUGAUGCUGUGGUGGAGGAGAAAGAAGACGAAGCUGAUGUUGUGGUGAAGGGGAAAGUUGAUGGUAAAGCUGAUGGUAAAGCUGAUGGUAAAGCUGAUGCUGAGGAGGACGAACCCGAUGCUGAAGCUGAUGCUGUAGAGGAGGAGAAAGUUGAUGGUGAAGAUGAAUAUGAUGCAGAGAUGAAUGAAGAACAUGUCGACGAACAAAAGAAUCCCGGAGAACUUGCUGAGGGUGAUGCUGGCGAUUACGACGAUUACAAUACCAGCGAUAAGGAUGAAGAAGAGGUGUUUCAUAUGUGGAGGAGUAUUGAAGUUGGCUAUAAUGCUAAGGAGGAGGAGGAAGCUGAUGCUGAGAAUGUUAAGGAAAAGGAAGAAGAAAAUGUUACUAUUGAUGAAGAUAAUAAUGAAAAUGUUGAAGAAGAGGAAGAUGCUGCUAUUUAUGAAAUUGAUGGUGAAAAUGUUGAGGCAAUCAAGCUGAUAGCCACCUUUAUUGAGGCUGAUUAUGAGAAUGCUGAGAUCACUGUUGAUAAGGCUGAUGGUAAGAAUGCCGAGGAAGAAGAGGAGGAUGAAGCUGAUGCUAAGAAUGUUAAUAAGAAUGUUGAUGAAGAGGAGGAAAAUAAUGCUGAAGUUACUGUUGAUGAAGCUGAUAAGAAAAAGGAAGACGUAUUUGUUUAUGAAGCUGAUGGUGAAAAUGCUGAGGUCACUGUUGAUAAGACUGAUGGUGAGAAUGCCGAGAAAGAGGAGAAAGAUGCCACUAUUAAUGAAGUUGAUGGUGAGAAUGCCAAGAAAGAGAAAAAAGAAGAGGCUACUGUUGAUGAAACUAAUAGAAAAGGAGGAAGAAAAUCCACUAUUGAUGAAAUCAAUAAUGAAAAUGUUGAGGAAGAAAAAAAAGCAACUAUUUAUAAAGUUAAUAAUAAGAAUGAUGAGACCACUAUUGAUGGAGCUUAUAGUAAGAAUAUUGUGGAUGAUGAGGAAAAUAAUACUGAAGUCACUGUUAAUAAAGUUGAUAGAUAUAAAGCUAAUGAAGAGGGGGAGGAAGAAGCCAUGUUGAUGGAGCUGACAGUGGUAGUGAAUAUACUGAGAAAGAGAAAAAGAAAAACAUCGGUUUAUGAAGCUGAUAGUGAGAAUGUUGAGGCCGUUGUUGAUGAGACCAAUGGUGAGAAUGCCGAGGAAGAGGAUGAUGAGGAAGAUGUCACUGUUGAUGAAGCUGAUGGUGAGAAUGUUGAGGAAGGGAAAAAAGAAGAAACCACUGUUGAUGAAGCUACUGGUAAUAUUGUUGAGGAAGAGGAGGAGGAAGAGAAUGCUGAGGAAGAGGAGGAGGAAGAAGCCGAUAUUGAUGAAGUUAAGGGUGAGGAUGCUGAAAAAGAUAUUGCUAAUGAUAAUAAUGAUGACGACGAUGACGACGAGCUGCCUACCUUAAUAUGUUAUGUGGUUGGGAUGGUGUUGAUGGUGGUAAUGGCGAUGGUGUCGUAG